ACAUGGUUACAUUUAGCCGACACAAACGUGGUUACGUUUAGCCAACACACACACACGUGGUUGGGUUUAGGAAAAAAGACCAGGGUUUGGCUUUACAGUCUUACAGGAAGUGACCACCGGCCUCCCAGCUGAAGGUUGGUGGUUGUUGGACCUAUCCACCACUCCUCUUGCCCACUCCAGUUGCUGCCUUAACUUUCAUCCCUGUCCUUUUGUGUUUCCCAUUAAACUAUAUCGGCAACUGGCCACAUAUCACGCUGACAUUAAAAGACAGCUUUUUUAAUUGGUUUCUGACGCUGUGAGCCACUGUCUGUGCGCCAGAUGUUGAUUGUGCCCUCUGGGUCGGGAGAGAGUUACUGCCUCCAGAGAAGGAGUUCCAGUAUCUUGGGGUCUUGUUUAUGAGUGAUGGUUAUGGUAAUAAUCAUGGCUUAUUAUUGGUAUUAUCUAUUUGUAUGAUUUUAUUUCAUUACAGCCCUCAACACAUCCUGAUAUCUAAUAAAGCUUCCUCAACAAGUUUUGGAGUGAUUCACACUUACAUCAUAUUUAGUUGAUUCCUUUCUGUCUGUCAGAGUCUCGUCUUUGACGCUCCUCUUAUAACCUCCCAAAAUCAGGCUCUGUGGCGCCACCUGUUGAGACUGCACAUGUUUUUCUUCUCUCUUUCUAACCGAGAGCAGCUCAGUCUCAGAGAAACAGCUACUUGAGUCUCAGUCUCAAGCUGCUGUUUCCUCAUCAGCAGAGAAACAUGACGUGGAGGAGGAAGAGGAAGAGGAGGUUCUGACUUGAAUCAUAUCUUAAAUUCAGUGUGAUGUUCAGUCAGUCAGAAGCAAGACAACAUGGAGGUCACAGCUCUCUGCGUCACACUGUUGAUGACGGUGUUGUUGCUGCUGGUCGCACACAUCGACCUCAGUGAUUCUCAACAUGAUGCUUUCCCUCAGGUUGAUCCAAACAGACAGCAGCACUUUGCAUACGACUCCUUCACAGUGAGCUGUGAGGGUCUGGAGGGACUGACUGGAUGGAGAGUGAUCAGGAAGACCAAAGGUGUCGUUAAUACGUGUUCUCCUUCCUGGUCGACAUCAAUGGGACCAUGUGUCAUCCGUAACGCCUAUCCAGCCCUUGACAGUGGAGAAUACUGGUGUGAAAUAGGAGGAGGGAAGAAAAGCAACUCUGUCAACAUCACUGUUGCUGCUGGCUCAGUGAUCCUGGACAGUCCUACCCGUCCCGUGAUGCUGGACGAUGCUGUGACUCUGCACUGCAGAGAGAAACAGACGUCCUCCAACCUCACUGCUGGUUUCUAUAAAGAUGGCCACUUCAUGGACAGCAGCUCUGCAGGAAACCUGACCAUCCAAGGUGUUUCUAAGUCUAAUGAAGGACUCUACAGGUGCAGCAUCCCUGGAGUCGGACAAUCACCUGAGAGCUGGCUGACUGUCAGAGAACACACCGUUAGCUCUCCAGCAGCUGAUGAAGAGCCUCAUCAUGGCCUUCAGCUCCCUCUGCUGCUCUGCAUUGGUGUCAGUGUUUUCUUGCUGGCUCUGCUGCUGUUGGUGGGAUUACUGCGAUGUAGGAAACGUCAGACAGUCACUGCAGACAUCACAAUCCCUCUGUCAUCCGUCCAGUACACCUCUUCUCCAAAAACAGACACCAGCUGCACUCAAAGUCCACCUCAACAUUCAGCCAGACCCGUGUGUGAAGAGGACGGUGAAGCUGUUUGGAAACAUGCAACAUAUGCUGCCGUCACAAAACCCAGGAGAGAGCAAGAUGUUGAGGAGCCCAUGUUUAUGCCUGUGUACCACACCCUAAGCCUGGGGACGGACUAGCAAACAGACCGCCAUGAAGAGGUGACUGAGAGCAGAGAGCCCUGACUGAAGGAGGGAGGAGAGUCUAUUUAAAGCUAUGUGAUGUGCACACAGCUGUUUCUGUAAUAUGCUUAUGAAAUACUUUGAUCUGUGACGAUCAUCAGCAGCGGGGGAGUAAAAGUUAACCGUACUCAGGCUAUGGACGUGCUGAUUCUUAAUUAAAGACACUGUGUGACUUGUUAUGAAGUGGAACCCACCUAAAAACGCAUCGUCUUCAUCAUCAUCAUCACCAUCAUCACCCUGUGAGAGCGAGAGCUUCAGCUGUCUAUUUUAGGAGCUGUCAGUCUGUAACAGUCAAACCACACCGUGCUCUCCGCUCUGUUCUCACACCUGCAGACGCUGUUUAAAAGACGAGAGCCGCUGCAGCUUUUUAACGCCCUCACUGUGACCUCUGUGGUCACACUGUGGGAACUAUUGUGAUGUACUACUGACCUGAAAGUUGGCUUGAACAUUACUGUUGUUGACCAUCAACAUGUUGUAAGAAUGGUACAGUACUGUCAACACAUGACCUGUCCUGAAUAAAGAGAUCGCCACCUGCUGGGUUUAA
Molecule: messenger RNA, 2397 nt
Organism: Epinephelus moara (kelp grouper)
Lineage: Eukaryota; Metazoa; Chordata; Actinopteri; Perciformes; Serranidae
Exons: 10
Coding region: 831-1811 (326 amino acids)
Biological process (GO): cell surface receptor signaling pathway
Molecular function (GO): transmembrane signaling receptor activity
Source: RefSeq, a predicted model, not a curated record